Besnoitia besnoiti is the source of this 2394-nucleotide messenger RNA. RefSeq names its product ATPase, AAA family protein. Bases 1 to 2394 code for a protein of 797 amino acids. The record is from RefSeq and is a predicted model, not a curated record. NCBI's taxonomy places the organism in Eukaryota, Apicomplexa, Conoidasida, Eucoccidiorida, Sarcocystidae. Gene Ontology annotation, molecular function: ATP hydrolysis activity; ATP binding; protein binding. The transcript has 7 exons.
AUGUCGCACAAGACGUACAACGACAAAUGGCGGCACGCAGUGGAGGACUUGAAAGAGCUUUUGCAGCUCGAACAGGACUGUGCGGUUCCCGCUCCGACGACGCGUGCAGAGGCAGCGGCGAUCUAUCCGAAGCUUGCGCGCCUGUACGUGCGCUACAUCGUUGUCAUAAACGCGAUUGAAGACUGUGAGCACUACCUCACGCAUCCGCAGAAGCGCAUGCACGUGCGACGGGUGCUUGAAACUCUACUCGUUCGCCUGCUGAAACUCAAACAGGCCGUCAUCGCCUCCAGCCCCAGAGAGGGCUCCCCGCAUCUCUUCGUUGCCGACGUCCUUUCUUACCUGGAUCUCUGCCCCGAGGAAGCGCUUCUGCGCCUGCCGCGCUACCUCAAAGAGGACACCGCAACGGCUGACGAAUGGAGCGUCAAAAUGCAAAAGCUUGCCUACUGGGCGAGCACUUUACGAGCUGAUGCUCUCAGGGCGAGCAAAGCGGCGACGCGGAUUCAGGCCGCGUGGCGGGGCUGGAGUUGUCGCUGUCGUGUGAAAAAGAUGCGCGCAAAGACGCUGGUAUCCUGGGGCUUGGACUUUCUCGACAGCGGCGAGAGUUCCUCAGAGGAAGGAGAAAAACGACUGCUCACGCAAGUACUUGCGAGUCGAAAGCUCUUCCAAGUCCAGGCAGAAAAAGCGCACAACGCCGCGCUCGAAUCGCAACGCGCGUGGCUUCGCCAGAACUUGGGGUCUGAAUUGAAACGCGAGCGCUUCAACGAGGGGCGCGAGUGGAUGUUGGAAUUUCGCCGGCAAGUCGGUUCUUUUCCCGUUUCGCUGUCUGACCGCACGCGUGACUUCUCUGGUGUGCCGCCACCGCCCCCCGACUUCCGCGCCUACAAAGUUGGCAUGCCGGGCGCCAAGAAGAAGGCGCAAGCGAAACCGAAGGCAAAGCCCGAGGCAGCGAAAAAGGCCGGCGCAGGCCAAAACAAGGCGCCGAAAGACGUGCAGACGCAGGAGGAAGCACCUGAAAAGUCAACACUGGAGGACCUCCAGGAUCUUUUGACGGAGUUUGAAAAAACGUGGGCGCGCUACAGUUGCUCGCUAGAGCAGGAGCAAACGCCCGACCGUGCGCUCACGCACGCGGCACUGCUUCCGCAAAUCGAAAGCGAGGUUUCCACCGAAGUCGAUGACCUCCUGAGACAGGAGCUCAGCCGCCUGCGGCUGCAUUUUGAUUUGGUGAAGGAGAAGCCGGCGAAGAAGGGCGGGAAAAAGGGCAGUCGGCAGAAAGGAAGGACGAAGCAGAAGAAGGCCAAGUGCUGCAACGCGAUGAAGAUUGUUGGGCCUCCCGAAGACAUCUUUCCGGAUUUGGUGAAGGACGGUAUCUUGAAAGCCAUUCAGCCAGCCAACCUGAAGGACUUCAUCGGCAGCUUUCCCGCGAUGCCUGUCCCCACAGGGGAGUUCCUUCCGGCGCCGAACGCUUGGCAGAUCAAACAGUUCCUCACCGAGCAGAUCAUCCUUCCCCUCGCAUCCACCCGCAUCCGGGAAAAAACGCCGUUCCCCGCCAGAUCUCUCCUGCUGUACGGACCGCCAGGGGCGGGCAAGUCGCUGCUGGCCCGGAUCAUCGCGACGGAAGCGGGCGCUUUGUUCUUCGACCUGUCGCCGAAGACGAUCGAGAACCUCUACGUGCAUCCCAAGACCGGCGCCUCCCUGAUGGUACACAAGACGUUCCUCUGUGCCCAGCACCACGCUCCAGCGGUGAUUUACAUCGACGAGGUCGACGAGGUAUUCAUGGCUAAGAAGGGAGCCGCAGGGAAAAAGAAAGGCAAGCCCGGCGCUGACGCCCCGCAGCAGUCCACCGCGUGGAGAAUCAGAGAACAACUGAAAGUCCACCUGAGCCUGGUGAAGAAGGCCGGCGAGCCUCUGAGCGCGUGCGACCGCCUGCUGGUCAUUGGGUGCACAUCGCGGCCGUUCGCCGAGCGCGUGGACCAGAAGGGCAUGGCUGCCUUCUUUGACCACAAACUCUGGGUCGACUUCCCGAACUACGAGACGCGCCGCAUGAUCUGGGAAGCUCUCCUCAAGAAAAAGCACGCGAAAACGAGUGUCGUCGACGCUGCGAGACUCGCCACUCUGGCAGAGAUGACCGAAGGGUACUCAGCAGGGGUUCUUGAAGCAGCUGCAGAGCACGUCUUGGUCGAGCCGCGGGUUUCGCGUCUCGCCGAAGAGCCUGUGCAGCCGGAGGAGAUGGUAUCUGCCCUCUCUCGGCUCCCGUACUGCUGGCCCGAAGACUGGCUGCAAUUCCGCGAGUUCGACUUUGUCGCCACGGGCGAAAAAGCGCGAGUCGCUACCCGGAAGGCGCAGGCAGACGCCGAAAAAGCCUCUGCAGAGAAGGCGAAGCGAGCGAAGAACUAA